This is a messenger RNA of Polistes canadensis, 1387 nucleotides long. Its product is annotated as UPF0415 protein C7orf25 homolog. The transcript is spliced from 3 exons. The record is from RefSeq and is a predicted model, not a curated record. Lineage: Eukaryota; Metazoa; Arthropoda; Insecta; Hymenoptera; Vespidae. The coding region runs from base 23 to 1249 and encodes 408 amino acids.
UCGAUCCUUGCUUUCACGAUAGAUGCCGAUGGAAGAAAAAGUCGAACUUUUGAAAUGUCUCAAAGAAAAUAUUUACAAUGGCGAAAAUAUGAUAGAGCGACUGAAGAUCAUGGAGAAGGUUAAUGGGGUUGACAAGCUUAUAAGAAAAAUACAGCAAGAGAUAAGAUUCUUGAAAAAGGUACAAUCAACAGGAAAUGUUAAGAAAGAACAUCUACAAAGUACAAAUUUAAUUCAUCUUGAUGCAAUGGUGAUGCGUCUAUUUAAUUCCAAAGAACCAACUGGUGUAAUGAAACCUUUCAAAUACGAAGGAUCAAGAUUGGAAGUAGACAUUGUCUGUAUGAACGGAGGAUCUUGGGUUAAAGUUAUUGCUAGAAAUGCUAGGGCUCUUACUUUGAUAUCGCUUGGUAAUGGUGAAUAUGGCCAAAAGUCUAUCCUAGAUCAAGCAGAAUUCUAUUUGCAAUGCGCCAAGCAUCAUCCAUACUUAUACAAAUCACCUGAAGUUGUAUUUUAUUUUGCAUAUGGUAUAGAAGAAAUAUUAGCAAAACGCUUAGAAUCCAUAGGUAUUACUGUGGAAGGUGACAGAAUAAAUAAUUAUGAAAAUGAAAAUAAUGAGAUAGAGAUAGAUGAAACAUUAUUUGUUUCACAUCUUAAUGGAAGGAAACCAAGUGAAGAAUUCAAAAAGAGUCCUGUUUUUGAUCUGGUCAAUUUAAAUCCGACAUCAAUUGCAGAGGAGAUCCAAAUUCUGAAUUUAGAUGUUUCAACGUUAUUGGCAUAUGUUUCUAAUAUGACUAAUGGAUAUGAUCAUUUUGUAUACAAGGAACCAUUAUUAACGCAACAAGCUGAAAUGGAAAGGAAAAGGCCUGUUAAACCAAUUCUAGAUAAAUUAUUUAAAGGAAAAACAAUUGUCAUUUGUCAAACUGCCUACAAGAAUUUUAUGAAUAUCAUAGAUGUAAUUGGUGGUCCUAAAGAAACAUUAAGAGCACAGGAAUUAUUAAAACGAGUGAAAAUUGUAGAUGAUGUACAAACUGGCAGGAUUAUGGAACAAUUGAGCUUAGGUGGAAAAAUUAAGGAUAGAUCACGGUUAGUUUUUGCUAGCGGUGAAAACAUGAAAAGUAUUACUGUUUCUGCGAAUGAAGGUUUCGUUAGAGCAGCUCGAAUGCAGGGCAUUGAGUGUACCGUCUUCCUACACGAGCCAAGAUCACUUUCUGAAAAUAAAGAACUCUAUGCCACAGAGAUUGAUAAAUUUUGAUAUUAAUUAUAUAUUUUUAUUUAUAUUAUAAAAUAUCAUUAAUAUCUAUUAAGUGCUUAUUUUAUAAACAUUUUUCAAAGUACUUUUCUAUUAAUUAAUGAUCAAAUAUUAGAAUUGGAUAAUGAUUAAUUGUUACUG